This is a messenger RNA of Pseudophryne corroboree (corroboree frog), 2915 nucleotides long. RefSeq names its product beta-1,4-galactosyltransferase 3 (gene B4GALT3). Bases 215 to 1822 code for a protein of 535 amino acids. Gene Ontology annotation, biological process: carbohydrate metabolic process; galactosylceramide biosynthetic process. Gene Ontology annotation, cellular component: Golgi apparatus. The record is from RefSeq and is a predicted model, not a curated record. Gene Ontology annotation, molecular function: galactosyltransferase activity. Lineage: Eukaryota; Metazoa; Chordata; Amphibia; Anura; Myobatrachidae. The transcript has 7 exons.
GAGGAGCAGCAGUGCUGUGGGGGAGGCAGUGGCAGCAGGAGGAGGAGGUGGGAUGUGAGGAGGCAGCAGCAGCCAUCACACAGAGGAAGGGAGCAGGAGGAGGAGAGAGACUUUGGUGCCAUGACAGAGACAUCCUGAUCUUACAUAGCAGCAGCCGCCUACAGCUCAGGGAUCAGACAGCAGCUUCUCCCCCAGCAGCACACAGGUGGAGAGGAUGAUCCGGCGCGUCCUGGAGCGCCCCUGUACGUUGGCCAUGCUGAUCGGUUUCCAGUUUGCGUUUAUGGUGUAUUUCUCAUUCGGCGGACUGCGCAGCCUGGCCUCCAUCUUCGGCCGAUCAUCGGAGCCCAGCUUCGACUACUCACGCACCCAUGAUGUCUACACCAACCUCACCCGCCUGCAGGGCAUGGUUCACACCGGGACGCAGGCGACGGGGCUUCUGCCGUGGUGCCCAGAGAGGUCUCCGCACUUGUUGGGUCCUAUAACGGUGACCUUCAGCCGGACCCCCACAGUUCAGCAGAUACGAGAGAAGAAUCCGAUGGUAACACUAGGAGGUAGAUACCGACCACUGAACUGCGAGUCCAGGCAUCGCACAGCCAUCAUCAUCCCGCACCGGAACAGAGAGACCCAUCUGAGACACCUGCUCUAUUACCUGCACCCGUUCCUGCAGCGCCAGCAGCUCAACUAUGGCAUAUACAUCAUCCACCAGUCAGGGAACUCUACAUUUAACCGUGCGAAGCUGCUGAACGUAGGGGUGAAGGAAGCCAUGCGGGACGAGGACUGGGACUGUCUCUUCCUCCAUGACGUAGAUCUCAUCCCCGAGAAUGACCACAACGUUUACGUGUGUGACCCCUGGAGUCCUAAGCACGCCUCGGUCGCCAUGAACAAGUUCAGAUACAGCCUCCCGUACCCGCAGUAUUUCGGUGGGGUGUCCGCCCUCACCCCUGAACAAUAUAUGAAAAUGAACGGCUUCCCUAACGAGUAUUGGGGCUGGGGAGGAGAGGACGACGAUAUCGCCACCAGGGUCCGUCUGGCUGGCAUGAAGAUCAGUCGCCCUCCUGUGUCUGUGGGCCAUUAUAAGAUGGUGAAGCACAAGGGCGAUACGGGAAAUGAAGAAAAUCCGCACAGGUUUGAUCUUCUCAUCAGGACCCAAAGAAUGUGGACCCAUGACGGCAUGAACUCCCUAACGUACACCCUGCUCUCCAAAGAACUGGAAUCCCUAUACACCAAUAUCACCGUGGAUAUCGGCGUAGACCCCAGGUUGCAGAAGCCCUUAAGGAGGCGGGGCCCCACGCCACCACCCGUAAAGCAUAGACCCAACGAUACGACCAGUCAUUCCACCAGGGGCAAGCUCUCUGUGUUUGUUCACUCGCUGAUCAAUAACUCUACAGCGGUUGGAAAGGAAUCUGCGGUGGAGGACGGGAAGAAAAGAACCACGGUCCCCUCCGUCCAGGUAAAGGAGGCUGCGGUAGCUACGGCCGCCUUAAACGAGUCCAAGAGAGUCCGGCGGCGGGACAAGGACGAUAAAACUACUGUGAAGCCCAUCGGGGAAGAGGGGGCUCCGGGUACAGAAGCUCCUUCUCUCUCUCGUGCAGCUCGAGUGGUCCCAAAAAGUAAGGCGAAAAGAAUUAGGGUGGAGCCAAGAAAAGUUUUGGCGAGAGCGGGCAACGGUACCGUCACGGACGGCGGAGAACCAAGACCCCGGUCAGAGGCCGGAAGCUUGAGUAAGGACAUAGAUAGGAGAGCACCGGAACAAUCUGCGCGCAGCAGGCCGCCUGCGCUAACGUCAGAUCUGCAGACUGGAGACAGGGAUCCGCAACUCUGAGAAACGGCAACUCGAAUUAUAAUGUUUAACCCAGGAAUGCAGGGAGGGGGGGGGCCGAACAUUCUCCCCCUCCCCCCGACGUGUAUUUUUUUAUGGCCUAUUCCUAUGGAGGAAUUCAGAUCAUUACUACUGAUGUAUUCAAGUGUCUCGCCUUAGAAAGCGAAAUAGGUCAGAGAAGUAGCGGAACUCUGUUUUGGGCCUGGUACAGACUCUUUACGGGAUAACACAUUGCGAUACACUCCAGUGUGUCCGUCUGCUCGGACAUUGUGCCCGCCUGGGUUUUCCCACCUUGCCAUCAGCUGCAGCAAGAAGCGUCUGUGGGCGCUGUGCGGUGUGGUAACACUAAGCCCCUGCCUUCUGAGUGCCUCACUGCACGAGAGAAAGUAGCGUUCACUGUGACAAUGGCCAUGCACUGAACUUUCCCGGCCACUAGAUGGCGCUGCUGCCUGAUUACGGGAUAGCCGGCAGCGGCUGCGAUGUAUACAUGUAUAUAAAUCUUUGGACAAUGCUAUAUAUUUUACAAAUUGUAAUGUAAUGCUCCGUGCUGUGCGCUGGGUGUGAUGACUGACAGAGGAUUCCUCAGGCUGCUGUGUCUUAAAGAGGUGGAACUUUUUUUUCACCAGUUGUUUGGUGCAAAUGUAAAAAAAAAACAAAAAAAAACCCACAAAAGAAUAUAAAAUUCUGGACCUUAAGUAAGAGUGAGACAGUAUUUCAAUUCCACCGCCCCAAGUGUUCAUGGCGUAUCCACUCCAACCCUCCAACCGGAUAUCUGCCUCUUUAUGCUAGGUGUAUGUAAUUUAUUUUCUCGUUUAAUAUUUAAAUGGCCGCAGUGAUGUAUCACAGUUACACUGGAACGGAACUGACAUAUUUUAUUGCUAUUUAUGAUAUGGAUUGGAAAGACAUUGAAUAAUAGACUGUAUAACGGGGGAUGGGAGGCAUGGACGGUGUGUUCUAAGGUGUGAGACCCCCACGCUGUCCCCCCACCAACCCCCUCAGGGCAUUUGUCAUUGACGUGGUUUCAUGAAAUUGUAAAGUGAAAGUUCUCUCCACUUUGUCAAUGCGUGAGAUGUUGAAAUAAAGCCGUUUCCCAGAA